GUAGCGCUGAGGUAUUAUUAGCCAAAAAGCCGGAGCGCGGCACUUGAGACAUCCAGAUGUUGCGUUUGAGGCACCGAGCGAAGUCAGGACUACAACUGUUUCCACGCUGAAACAAACUUUCAUACAUUGCUUUUAAUGAUGGAUGCUGACAGGCUCGAUUAGAGGAAGCAAAGCGAGGCUUGUUUGAACAUUUUCACGCCACUUUUUAUCUGCUUGGACAAAGAGGAGACUGAGGAGGACGUGAAAGCACCGGAGCCUCAUCUUAACUGCGCAGUUUGGACGUUUAAACCUGAUUGAAAUGUUUGUGUUUCUACGCCGGGUUGGAGUUAAAUAGUCCACCAAGGUGACACUGUCGCUGAAAUCACGUUAAAAGUUUAUUUUUAUUAUUUUAUAUACAUAUAUUUGUGUGCUGGGGCAAGUGGACAUCAUGGCUUUCCUUCACUUGCUCCUGUGUGCCGGGAUGUUAUCACUGCCGAUGUGCGGAGCGUUCUUCCGCGGACCGUUGCAACCGGAGAUGUCUAACGGCACCUUUCAUCACUACUUCGUGCCGGACGGAGACUACGAGGACAACGACGACCCGGAGAAGUGCCAGAUGCUUUUCAAAAUGACCGACGACCGAAAGUGCGGUCUCGACGAGGACCUGGACGCCGUCAUACGGGAUGAUUUCACCAUCAUCAAGAGGCAGAUCGAGGACUCGGCCAGGGUGCUGGAGGGGAUCGGGAAAAGCAUCUCGUACGACCUGGACGGAGAGGACAGCUACGGGAAGUACUUGCGGAGGGAGACGGGGCAGAUCAGCGAGGCGUUUACAAACUCGGAGAAGUCUCUGCUGGAGCUGGAGGUGAAAUUCAAGCAGAGCCAGGAGAGCGAGCUGAAAGAGGAGCACCGGCUCAGCGACGACUUUCUCAACAUGGUCGUGCACACACGGGACGUCCUGAAGGACACGCUGGACAUUUCUCUGGGACUGAAGGACAAGCACGAGCUCCUGUCUCUGAUCAUCCGCAGCCACGGCACGAGACUGAGCAGGCUGAAGAACGAAUACAUGAAGUUCUGAGAGAAAGUAGUCCCUGCGCGUCUCAUUACAGUACUAUUUUUAUUUUUCUAUGGUGGAGUGUGUGGCCAUGAGGCAGGGGUGAGACAAUGAGCAAACAUAUCAGGGAUAAAAACAAAACUUUAAAGGGUCAGUUCACAUAAAACACACACACACACACACACACACACACACACACACACACACAUACAUUCUCUCCUUUAACUCUAGAGCAGUGAUUCCCAACCUGAGUUCACUUUAAUGGGUCCAAAUACAGGAGGUCAACUGUGUUGGGACUUUUGAAAUGUAAUGAGUUACAGAUUACUAGUUACCCUGUUAAAAAUGCAGUAUGUAAUUUAUUUCAUCAAAGUAAUAUAACAUAUUACCUUUGAUUAGUUUUAGAAUACUUAUCUAACAAAUCAUCCCCGGGCAAUAAAGCUGAAAAAUGUCCAGAAACAGACUCAUUUUCUGGUUUAACUCUUGAGCAGUGGUUCCCAACCUGAGUUCACUCCAGUGGGUCAAAAUAAAGGAGGUUACUUUUGAAAUGUAAUGAGUUACAGAUUACUAGUUACCCUUUAAAAUGUGGUAUGUAAUAUACCUAUUUUAAUCACUUCUUUAAAGUACAGUAUAUCUUGGAUUAGUUUUGAUUACUUUUCUACCAAGUGUUUUAAACUGGGCAGUAAAGCUGACAAAUGUUCAGAUGAUAUUUCUGUGCAGUGAAAUGAUGCAAAGCAACAGAAUAAAUGUUAUAACAUGCACGCUUUUAGAUGGAACGCCUUUAUCACCAACAUUUUGAUCAGUGAGUCUAAUUUAAUUAAUUUUUUCUCAGUAUCUGUAACUUAUCACAAUUACAUUUAUAUUUAAAUUGAAUUACACAAUUCCGUUAUAUGUAACUAGUUACUCCCCAACACUGGAGGUCAAUGGGACAGGAAAGAACGAAACACAUUUUCUCGCUUAACUCUAGAGCUUUCCCAACCUGAGUUCACUCCACUGGGUCAAAAAACAGGAGGUUAACUGUGUUGGGAUGGUUACCUUUGAAAUGUAAUGAGUUACAGAGUAACCCUGUUAAAAAUGUAAUUAGUAAAGUCAUUACCUUUUUUAGAUUACUUCACAAGUGUUUUAAACUGGGCAAUAAAGCUGAAAAAUGUCCAGAAGACAUUACUGCGCAGCAAAACGAUGCAAAGCAAUUGUAUUUUCAUCCCAUUUUCUCAGUAUCUGUAACUUAUUACAAUUUCAUUUUAUGUUUUAACACAAUUGGGUAACUCCGUUAUAUGUCACUAGUUACUGGAGGUUAAUGGGACAGAAAAGAACAAACACAUUUUCUCAUUAAAUUAGAGAGCAGUGGUGAGUUCACUCCAAUGGGUCAAAAUACACAAGGUUAACUGUGUUGAGGAGGUUACUUCUUAAAUGUAAGGAGUUACAGAUUACUAGUUACCCUGUUGAAAAUGUAGUAUGUAAUGCACCUAUUUUAAUUACUUCUUCAAAGUUAUAUAAUUUAUUACCUUUGAUUCGAUAACCUUUCUAACAAACGUUUUUAACUGGGCAAGAAAGCUGAGAAAUGUCGAGAACCAAGAAGAAUAUAUUCGGAUAUAAUUCCUCUGUAAUCAACUUUUUUAAUAAGUUACUGUAAUUUAAUUCAAUUUUUCUCAGUAUCUGUAACUCAGUAAAUUCAUAUUGUAAUUUAAUAACGUAACUCUGUUACAUGCAGCUAGUUACCCCCAGCACUGGAGGUUAAUGGGACAGGAAAGAAGAAAAACUAAAUUUUUGUGACUUUUCUACCAUCUCUCAUUUUCUCUUGGCAAAUACUCAACGGAUUCUUCUUUGUUGCUGAUAAUUAUUCACAUUAAACCAUCUGAACAAAUCUUAAGUGCUAUAUCGUAGGUAACUGGACUUGCUUGAGAUUCUUGAAGACGUUUUACCUCUCAUCCAAGCUCUUCUUCAGUUCUGAAGACCUGGAUUACUGAGAAUCUUCACCAACAAUCAGAACAAAUAGUCAGGAAAAUCUUUCACAGUCAUUCACUGGCCACAACUCAUAGUCACAAGUGACCCAUGACGAGCAGUACGCACUGCUUCAGUAAAGGGUCAGACAUAAAAAUGUUUGGGAACUGCUGCUCGAGAGGUAUGUAGCCAUGCAGAUCACUCCAACGGGUCAAAAUAUUUCUGAGGUCACCAGAUGGAUAAUGGGAUAGGAAUUUUGCUUUGCUUUUCUUCUUGUAAAAUACUCCACAGACCAUUUUUGAUAAUUAUUCAGAUUAAACUAUCUUAUUGGUUAGUAAGGAUAGCACAAGCCAGUGAUUCCCAACCUGGGGUACUUGUAUCUUAGGGGGUACUUAUGUAGUUACCAGGGGGUACGUGGAAAUAUUGACAAUGUUUAAAUAACAGUUUGAUUAGAAAAUAACUGAUGUGUCGAGUUAGUAGUUCCUUGAACACUGUGUAGCAAAUGAGUUCGCAAAAAGUAGUUCACAAGGGAGCAGAGAAAUCUGAAAUGUUAGCUAAAAGUAGGGGAUAAAUAUUCAAAAAUUAGCUAAAAGUAGCCUAAUGUACAUACAGUUCAAACAGUUAGCUAAAUGACUGAAUGAGUUAGGUAAAAGUAAUGAAUAUGCCGCUGAAAUAUGAGCUAAAAGUAACAGCUUAAUGGUUGAAAAAGCUUUAGUUCAGCUUCUGCCACUGGUAGAACAAAUGCAAACUUGACCAAACCAAACUAAACAUUGACAGCUUAAUUGUAUGACAGUAGUGUAAUAAUAUAUGAAAAAAAUGUAGGAAAAAAUAUUGUCACAAGUGUUAAAUAAUACCCAGUUAGUGAUAAAUUCAAACUAACACGUGGAAUCCGAUGGUUGAUGCUGAUGAUGGGGUACUUGACUUGCAAGGGUGCGUCUUAAGAAAAGCUUGGGAACAACUGGCAUGUGCGACCUGUAAUGAGAAAGGGUCGGAAACAUAAAAGUUUGGGAACCACCUUUCCCGAGGUUUGUAGCCACACAGAUAGUUUGGUUGAAUUAUGUUUCGUGACAUCUGUCUCCCAAGCUGGCAAAAAGAUGGAACUACCCCAAGUGUCCCAGACCCCCAGGGGCCCCAAAAGCCCUGUGUGUCAGCUGUGUUUUGGUACAGUAAUUUGGCUAUUUGCAAAUUCUGUUUCCAGUUUUCACAACUUAAGUACAAUAUCAAUGGGCCCCCAUUAUUACCUGAUCUCAUGGCCCUGUUUUGUCGACGGGUCAUGUGUCAGAAUCUGUUAUUUUUAUCUUACAUUGUGCUUAUAUUGUCCAUAUUCCUAAAUGAAGUUGUGCUCCAGAAAAUAAAAAUGUAAUACUAUGAGAGAAACAAACAGUGUUCCAUUAACAUCCAUUACAUUCAUGGCAUAAAUCUCAGUUGGGGAUGAAAAACCAAACCUAUCUCAGUUGCUUGGAACUGCUAGUGUUAAGUAAGACAAUGUGUUUUGGGCAAAUAAGGAGUGGGCAAUAUGUAUAAAAUCCUCUUUAACAGUAUACGCAAUUUAAUAUGACAUUAUUGUGAUACAUUUUCUGUAAAAAAGCCAAUUGAGAAAUCGUUAACGGAUAAAAUAACCAGAGAGGAAUGUGUGUUUUUGGCUGACCCAGCAAACUAAGUACCUAAGAAGUCUAAGUGCUUCAUCAUAUUGAUGCAAAAGAUCAUAUAAAAAUCCAAUAUUGCCAUAAAGUGGUCCCGCUCGGUGAUUUGCAAUGCACACAGGGAUAUUAAAGAGCUGUAGAGGUUUAAACAGCAUGGCAAAACCUCGAGACAAAUAUAUAUCAUCUGACUGUAAAUUGUCAUAUUGCCCACUCCUAGAGGCCAUUAUAAUGGUCAUUACACGCCAUAAAAACACACAAUAGUAGCUGAGUCACUUUAUUCAAAACUGGCUGAAUACAAAUUACAUAUUGUCCAAUAAAAAGUCUAAAAUAUGGCCCUAGUGUUAGUUGAACAUUAUCUGUCCGUCAGUCAAUAUGCCUCUUUUCUAGGUGUAAGGUCAUUUGUGAUAAGUGCAUCGAAUUUACCUUUGUGCGAGUGUGUGUAUAAGUGUGUGUAAGUGUAUGCGUGUGUUAAACAACGGCUUCAAACAUGAGUCAGCCAAUCAAAAAAAGAGAACGGGAACUAUCAGUUUUCAAAACUCUAGUACUGUAGUCAGAUGAAGGGUUUUCCAAAAACUCAUUCAGUCCUCUGUGGCCAGAAAAAACAGUAAUAAGUGAGCUUUGGAGUGACUCGUGAGGAUUAAGGAAACGUUUGGACACGUUGGACAGCCUAUGUGUCCAUCAUGUCUUUUAUUUUGACCCAAAAGCUGGAUAAGUGAUUUUUGGAUAACUCUUCAUACGGCAGUAAAGCAGGGGUGGACCUCAUGUUGUAGCCUGGUUGAAAGCUCCAAAUACGAGCAGCCAUUAUUGUUGCUCUCCUCUGACACUCCUGAUGAAUGUUUCCAAGAAUAUCAAAGAAUGUUUACAUAUGGACAUGUAUGUUGUAUUUUUUGCUUUACGGGCUAGCAGACUUUGCACAAUUCUUUACUUUCCUGGUGCUAAAGGUUGUGACACAGUUUAAAAUGCAAGGCCUUGACUGUGCUGUUGUGCACAGGCAGUAUAAUCAUGGAAAAUGUACAGUGUAUUAUUAUUAGAAGUAAGUAAAUACUGUGAGUGCCAAUAUCUUUAUUACAAAACACCCUAAUAUGUAUUCAUUGUUUAUAUAAAGUUUUGGAAAUAGAGCUGCAUAUAUCUAUUCUUGUUUACCUUUUUAUUAAGAUAUGUGGUGAGAUGUAAUACAUUGACGGAAAAGACUGCAGGCAGCACUCGUGGACUUCAGUGUCAAACACUAAUCUGUGUGACGAUAUUCUUAACGGAUUGUGUUGUGUCUUCGUAAAUAAAAAGUUUGUGUUUGAAGUAAA
This is a messenger RNA of Epinephelus moara (kelp grouper), 5906 nucleotides long. RefSeq names its product fin bud initiation factor b (gene fibinb). The transcript has a single exon. The record is from RefSeq and is a predicted model, not a curated record. Bases 428 to 1051 code for a protein of 207 amino acids. NCBI's taxonomy places the organism in Eukaryota, Metazoa, Chordata, Actinopteri, Perciformes, Serranidae.